AUGACAGCAGCGGAGGAUUCAAGGGCGAAUUCGUUCGGUUCUGUCGUUUUAGGUGGUACGUUUGAUAGAUUGCACGAUGGACAUCGAACAUUCCUUAAAGCGGCGGGGGAGCUGGCGAGGGAUCGAAUAGUGGUUGGAGUAUGUGAUGGUCCAAUGUUGGCGAACAAGCAAUUCUCUGAGAUGAUACAACCCAUUGAAGAAAGGGUGCUUCAGGUGGAGAACUAUGUCAAGUUAAUCAAACCUGAGCUGAUUGUACAAACAGAAAGAGAGCAGAAAGAGGUCUUUCUCAACUCAAGAUCGAGAUUGUGGAAAUAGUUUCUGAUGGAUCAAGUGGAAAUAAGAUAAGUUCGAGUACUCUUAGGAAGUUGGAGGCUGAGACACAAAAACAAGAUGCACAACAAGAAGCAUCAUGAACUUGGACAUGUAGAAUCAGCUUUGUUUUGUAAUUUUUGAAUACGAGUAUAUUGACCGAAAAUGUUCAAUGAAAAAGGUC
Eruca vesicaria subsp. sativa (arugula) is the source of this 493-nucleotide messenger RNA. NCBI's taxonomy places the organism in Eukaryota, Viridiplantae, Streptophyta, Magnoliopsida, Brassicales, Brassicaceae. The record is from the annotation of a GenBank genome assembly.